AUGAACGCUCGCAAGAGACAAGCCACGGACACUCUUCUUCCACUACGCUCCGCUAAACAACCUAGACUCACCAGAUUCCACCCUCUGGGUGAGGUCAGCACCCCUACACACAACGAAGGCCUCUCUGCGCGGUGGAUGAGGCUAGGAGUGGAGAUGUACAACCUCGCGCGCGACACGCUGUUCCACUGGGUGGAUGGUGCAUCCAACAGUAAAACAUUACCUACUACUGUUGCAGGACCCUCUCAAUCGCACUCCCCAUCUCCAUCCAUACCACCUCGCCCGUCGGCACCGCUCCCUCCUCGUCGCACUACCCGUCAACCCAUUCCCCCACAAUUUCAACAAUUCGCUUGUCCUUCAAAUGCCUCUCAACAUCCGUCACAACGCAAGGUAUCACUUCGUGAUCCUCCACGGUCCGGGCCCUCGGACGCCGCGCAUCCUGCAGCCUCGUCAUCGGCCACUCAAAGGCUACCGCCGGCGUCGCGAGCGCGACGGAAGUCUGAACCAAGUAACGUCAAGUCAAACCUAGACCCACACCCCCAACCAAAUGGUGUCAUUGCACAUGCCUUACCGCCACAUACAACGCCUCCGCGUCAACAGCCACAGAUCAAUCCUGAUUUAUUGGAAUUCCAGGAUAUGCUGCUGAGGAAGACGUAUGUUGUUCGGGACCAUAUUCUAAAGGAUCGCCAUAAGGCGCGGGUGAAGGAAAUCCGAAAAAAGGACCAGGAGGAAAUGGAGAAUGAGUUAUUUGAGAUCAGGCGUUCAAAAGGAUUCACUUCUGAUAGGGAGUCCUUCCGAACUCUAUUAAACUAUCAAGCUCAUCUGGAGAAUGUGUCACAACGGCCGCUUCUGCCCUCAUCGCCGUCGCUUGUUGAUCUGCACUCCAAACCGCCUUCACCACCUUCUCACUGGAGACACUCAUACCCCGAACAUGGCUUCCUGCAACGAGCACUGGAAAAGGCUAGAGCCAGUCUUGCAGAGCCCAAGCCUCCCAAACCGUAUGUACCAGCGCUUGAACAGCUAGAAGCCGACAAGCGUAGAUGGGACGAGCGGAUCAACCGUCGCAUUCGUCCUCCAUUACCGGCUCAUCUUCCUCCAGAAGAUGAGAAAGUUGUUAACGCCCUUAUGUCGAGGAAAGGUGUCAUAGCCAAAUGUGCUAGAGAACAGGUCACAGAUCAAGACCUCUUGCGACUGAGACCAAACAAGUGGCUGAAUGAUGAGAUUAUCAACUUCUAUGGGCAACUCAUCAUGGAUCGCGCUGAGAGUCUGAAAGAAAAUACGCCCGUGAAUGGGCGGAAGAAGCCCCUUAAGGUCCAUUACUUCAACACUUUCUUCUGGUCAAAGCUUCAAGGAGAAGGGUACGACAAAGCUCGAUUAGCGAAGUGGACUAAGAAAAUCGACAUCUUCCAGAAGGACGUUGUUUUGAUACCAAUAAAUCAUGCUAACUCGCACUGGACUGCCGCUGCUAUCAAUUUUCGCAAAAAACGGAUAGAAUCGCACGAUAGCAUGGGAGCGCGACAUGAAAAGGUUUUCAAGUAUCUACGCAGUUAUCUUGACGCUGAGCAUCGGAAUAAGAAGAAAAAGCCGUUUGACUUCACGGGAUGGGAAGACUAUGUCAUGGAGGUUCGUGGGCAUUGUUGUUUCUACUUUACAAGUAUCAAACUGGUGGUUUAG
Molecule: messenger RNA, 1671 nt
Organism: Fibroporia radiculosa
Lineage: Eukaryota; Fungi; Basidiomycota; Agaricomycetes; Polyporales; Fibroporiaceae
Exons: 10
Coding region: 1-1671 (556 amino acids)
Biological process (GO): proteolysis
Molecular function (GO): cysteine-type peptidase activity
Source: RefSeq, a predicted model, not a curated record